GUCAGAUUGAAUGCUCUUUGUGGGUGGGACUCUCUCAUUUCGGGGAGGUUUAAUGCAGAAGAUGGGUGGGUCCCAUCCCUUGGUUCUGCUGUGAGCGCUUCCAUUCGGUCACACCGGGCAUAUCUCCACCAGCGGAAUCUGAAAGCAUUAGGCGCUGUCAGUGCUGCGAGGAAAAGAGAGGCUGUUUAUCUGGAGAACAAAUUCAUGGAAAUCUGUUUUUUAUUCUUGCAAUGGCAAGUGUUUGGCUACGGAUAGAAAUCUAAACAUUCUUGUUGAAGAUUGAGAAAGCUCGUGUAUACAGGAUUUAAUACUUAUUUUUAAUACGACAUCAUUCUUUUCAAGGUGGAAUGAAUUUGGACAGAAUCGCAGAGACCGUGAUAUCCCCACCGACGCGCGACAUGGCCUCUACGUUUCACUUGCCGAGAACUGCAAACAACACUCGAGAAACGUUGGAGAACUCAAGCAGCGAGUCAUCAGAUACUGAAAUAGCAGGUACAUUAACGGUGUAAUAACAUUGCAUUACCUACUCUCAUUAUUACUAAGUAGGCUAUACAACAGGCAUUUUUGUGUUAAACAUUAUAGGCUAAAAAGGUACUUAUGUGUGUAAUGUAUUCGAUAUUAAGAGAAACUAAAAUAUGUAGCUUACAACAUUGCCCAAUGCUGCCCAAUGCAUUGAGUAAUACCAUAUAUAUUCGAAACACAAAGCACCUUCUGUUGAAUUAAAUAAAUAACAUGCAAUUGUCGUGUUUUAAUAGGCCUACUUUGAUAACAAUAAGCUUACGGUUUGAUCAAAUAUAAUAUUUUCUGCAUAUUUAAACCAAUGACAUGCAAGAGUUAUAAUAAUUGUUUGAAGUUAUAAUAUGUGCUACUGCAGAAUGGUCGGUAUUUUCUAUUACAGUCCUCCUCAUCAGUUGUAAGCUAUCAAUAUAUAGACCUAAUACUAAAGAGAUAAUAAGACGUAAGCCUAAGAAGAAUAGGGCUAGCCAAUACAUUCAGCAGCUACAAUACGGCUAGUUUGUUUUAAACUGAUCUUUCUUAAAAUAUAUAUCGCCCUUCUUACAUCUAGCUAUUUUCAAGGUAUGAAAUAAAGGCUAUCUUGUAAAGACACGCAUGGACAAGAUAAUGGACUCUAGAUAAGACUGGACAAACGUUGCAACAAAGGGAAUGUUCUUGGUUUAUGCAGGUUUAUGCCGAUUCAUUUCUAAUAGAGCGUCUAAAAUAAUCAAUAUUGAACCCGGAGCAAAUCUGUUAAUGUUUGACGCUAUGCAUGGAACGUGAUAGCCUACUUGUGGUCUUUGUAGGCCUUAUAGACUUUUGAAAAUUGUCAUUUACUUUAGUGAUUUAUGGACACUUCAAACAAUGUUAGGAUUACCCAACAAUGUUAGGAUCACCCUGCCAGGUGAUUUUCUGCUGCAGAAGUAAACCAUUUGUUAAAAAUUGUACAUGCGUUUCGUACAUACUGUUUCUAGAAUCAUGAGCUGAGAUUGUACAGAAAACAUUUGGGUGAGUGGCACGCCUCUAUGUAAAAUCAAAAUAGUCUGACUCAGUAUAAGCUACAGUACAAUAACCAGAAUUUAUAUGUUUGUUUUUCACAGAAAAGGAGAGGAGCGUAGAACACAGAAGUGACGAUGGAAACGCAGAUGAUCCCAAAAAGAAGAAAGCGAGGCGGCAGAGGACUCAUUUCACCAGCCAGCAGCUGCAAGAGCUCGAGGCCACCUUUCAGCGGAACCGCUACCCGGACAUGAGCACGAGAGAUGAGAUAGCUGUGUGGACCAACCUCACCGAGGCCAGAGUCAGGGUAAGGACCUGGAGAUGCAUUUUGGCCCAUGCUGAAAACGUGCAUAGCGGUCUUGCAAGAGGUCGUGCAAACGCUUCACGGUUAUUGAUAAUAAAACUAUUGAUAAUAAUGAUUGUAUGAUAAUUAGACCAGUAGGGCGCUAGGUUAGGCCUACAUUUUGAUGAAUUCAAAGGGAAACCGUAACGAUGUGAAUUAAUGAAAGUAAAAACCUUUCCGUUUUUAACCUGUUCUGGGUUUAUUGCUUGACUUCAAGCCAACACCACUUGGAUGAUGUCAUUGCAAUAAUUACCAAUGAUUACAUUUUAGUCAUUUAGCAGACGCGCUUAUCCAGAGCGACUUACAGUUAGUGAGUGCAUACAUUUUCAUACUGGCCCCCCGUGGGAAACGAACCCACAACCCUGGCGUUGCAAGCGCCAUGCUCUACCAACUGAGCUACAGGGGACUACAUUACAUACGUUAUGAGGUAUGUCUGACGCCAUAAUUUUCCUCCAUCUUUAUGGGGGUGAUGGAUUACACAAAUGUAUCGACUUUUGAUGACAUUGCAUCUACAAUGUUUUUUAGUGUAUACUUACAGUAUCUGUGCCAAUCAAUUUAGAAUAUUUAUUUCGGUAACAGUUCAUUUUACAUAGGUCUUGUUAUUGCUAUAAUGUGUAUUGUUCACUACACACUCCACUGUAACGUGUUACUCUAGAAACGUUUUACAGCAAACCAUUUUAGUGCAGUGCAUGAGUAAUUACCAUAUUACCAUGCAUACACAUGUUCUUGCGAGUAAUUGCACAUUAGGCCUAUUGGAAACCCUUUUUGCAAAAUUCAACCCAAACCCCCUAAACAAAUCGGGUGUUUUAAUAACAAUAUAGGCAAGAAACAAGACAAGCUUGAGUUUUUUUGUGUCCUAGGCCUACAAUUAACGUAUGUCCCAUGUGUAAACGUACCAAUACUUUGAAGCCUACAUAUCAAAACAACAAUGCACUUUAGUCAGUUGGCAAGAAGUCGACAAUAAGCCCAAUAAGCGCCUAAUAUUAUUUUAAUUUCGUUUUUCAAUGGCUAAUAGAUUACGAUUAUCCAUACAUCUAUAGAAUAGUUUCAAACAUUAUGAAGAGGAUCACAAACUCUUAUUGACGCCCAAGCAGUAGCACAUCAUAACAUUGACCUUAUAUUAGCCAGAAGGGAAUUACGUACACUUAAAAUAGACGCACAAGAGUAACACCUAUUUUUCUGGAACAUUUUGUUCAGUGGUCUUGCAAGGGGUCGUGCAAACGCUUCACGGUUAUUGAUAAUAAAACUAUUGAUAAUAAUGAUUGUAUGAUAAUUCGACCAGUAGCCUGCUAGGUUAGGCCUACAUUUUGAUGAAUUUGAUUGUCCAUACUGCCUAUGCAGACGUGAGAGCGGGGAGAUAUAGGCCCACAGCUAAAACACAAUGACGAGGAGGCUUUUCUAGCUAAAUAUAACCCACCACUGCGCUCUAAGCUUAUGGUGUCACAUCGUUCAUGUCUUUGUGGACAAUUUAUCACUAGCCUACAACCGUGUGCCACGGAAGACUAUACAUAGCCCCACUUCAAAUUAUAUUGCCUAAUACUCCUGAUUUGUUUCCAUAAUAAAGUAAAAACGAAUUGUUCUUAUAAUAAAAACAUUAGAGAGCCAAUUUUGUCAAGUUGUGGCAAAAAUAUAUUCUAGGUUUUUUCAUCAUUCAUAGGCCUAAUUAGGCCUAGCCUAGGCUAUAUAUUUUCUAUUGGACUAUUAUGGAUUGUAUUAUAAAUGUUACAUAAUAAUAUAAUAACACAACUAUUGUUAUUAUUAUUAUUAUUAUUAAAUUAAAUUAUUUUUUAGAUCGCAUUUUUAAUAAACGUUUUUCUUUUGUCUUUGAUCUUUAGGUGUGGUUCAAAAAUCGCAGGGCCAAAUGGAGGAAGCGUGAACGCAACCAGCAAAUGGACCUGUGUAAGAACAGCUACCUUCCCCAGUUCAGUGGACUCAUGCAGCCCUACGACGACAUGUAUCCUGCCUACACGUACAACAACUGGACGAACAAAGGACUGACCCCGGCUAAUCUGUCCACAAAGAACUUCACUUUUUUCAACUCAAUGAGCCCACUCACAUCCCAGUCAAUGUUCUCAGCUCCUAACUCCAUCUCCUCUAUGACUAUGGCCGGAGGUAUGGGGGGCCACUCGGCUGUACCGGGGAUGCCAACUGCGGGCCUGAACAACAUCAGCAAUUUUAACGGAAUCGGCACCUCUACAAUCAACUCAGUCAUGUCCUCGUCGUCCUGUCCGUAUGGGCCUCCCGGUUCCCCUUACAGCGUAUACAGAGACACAUGUAACUCUAGCCUUGCGACCCUGAGACUGAAAUCGAAACAGCACCCAACCUUUGGAUACAGCGGGUUGCAAAGUCCCGGGUCUAGCCUUAAUGCCUGUCAAUACAACAGUUGACGCAUCAGCCGUGAUGAAAAUAAUCUGCGGACAGCCUAGCCUACCUGCGAAUGGGGCGAAAGACAACUAAACUGGAUUAGUUGCAAUCAUUUAUUUUUCCAAUGGAUUAUGCGGGUUGUAGCCUGUGUGUUUACCAAUGAACUUGUAUGCUACAACAAUUUAUAUGACCAUGUUUUUUGGAUUUAAAAGUGAUGAUGAAGACGUGUUACAUUGCAACAUUGUACAUUAGCCUACAUAAUAAACAAACAAAGGAACUCCUAUGCAUGUUCACUUACUUCCUUUGAGGGCUCAAACCCAUUUGAACAUGGCUUGUAUUGGUCUAGGCCAGCGUUUCCCAAACUCGGUCCUGGGGA
Molecule: messenger RNA, 4574 nt
Organism: Coregonus sp. 'balchen'
Lineage: Eukaryota; Metazoa; Chordata; Actinopteri; Salmoniformes; Salmonidae
Source: the annotation of a GenBank genome assembly